GCUUGGAGUUCCCGGAUAUGAAAGUUUUGACAGCGCAAAGUCACGUUUUUUUUAAUCGUGGAAUUACGGUAACCAGUCUCCUUAAACUGUCGAAUAAUGUCCUCCUUGAGCGGGAUUAAGAUACCGAACCGUCUUCCCUUGCUCCUGACCCACGAAGGAGUGCUUCUCCCGGGUUCCACGAUCCGAUUUAGCGUGGAUACUCCUCGGAACAUGCACUUGAUUAAACAGCGUCUGCUGAAGGGGACUUCGCUGAAGAGCACCAUUAUUGGAGUGAUCCCCGACACCAGGGACCCCCAAAAGGACACGGAGGACCUGCCUACUUUACACAAAAUCGGUACUGCGGGGAUCGCGGUGCAGGUGGUGGGCAGCAAUUGGCCCAAGCCCCACUACACCCUCCUCAUCACCGGAUUGUGCCGUUUCAGCGUGUCCAGCCUGCUGACGGAUCGACCCUUUGCGUUGGCGGAGGUGGAACAGUUGGAUAAACUGGAACAUUACACGACCCCGGCAGGGGGGGCCACGGCCGAAGAUGGAGACCUGCAAGAGUUGUCCCAGAAGUUCUACCAGGUUGCGUUACAGUUGCUAGGUAUGUUGGACGUGUCUGUUCCAGUGGUGGCCAAAUUCCGCCGUCUGUUGGACAGCCUUCCCAAGGAAACUCUUCCGGAUGUCGUUGCGUCUAUGAUCCGCACCUCAAACAAGGAGAAAUUGCAGGUCCUGGACGCCGUUAGCUUGGAGGAGCGUUUUAAGAAAACACUUCCCAUGCUGACCAGACAAAUCGAGGGUCUGAAACUGCUGCAGAAGACCAGGAAAAUGAUGCCUGGUCAGGAAAAGACGGUGUUAACUCUGCGUAAAGGCGGGGUCCUUCCGGGACGGCAGUUUGAUCUAAACGAGGAGGAUGAUGAAGACGAGGAUGGGGACGACACGGCCUCCUUGGAGAGGAAGGUUCACGGGGCCAACAUGCCUGAAGCGGCUCUCAGGGUUUGCAUGAAGGAGCUUAAAAGAUUAAAGAAGAUGCCGCAGUCCAUGCCGGAGUACGCCCUCACUAGGAACUACUUGGACUUGAUGGUAGAACUUCCAUGGAGCAAAAGCACCAAAGACUGCUUGGAUAUCCGAGCUGCCCGGACUUUAAUGGAUAAUGACCACUACGCGCUGGACAAGCUGAAGAGACGCGUUCUGGAGUACUUGGCCGUUCGACAGCUCAAAGCUUCACUAAAGGGUCCCAUCCUUUGCUUUGUGGGACCACCAGGAGUUGGUAAGACCAGUGUUGGGCGUUCCAUCGCUAAGACUCUCGGUAGAGAGUUCCACCGUAUUGCCCUCGGCGGCGUGUGCGACCAGUCUGACAUUCGGGGUCACAGACGUACGUACGUUGGCAGCAUGCCGGGCCGCAUCAUCAACGGCUUGAAGACAGUGGGGGUCAAUAAUCCAGUUUUCCUCCUGGAUGAAGUGGACAAACUGGGGAAAAGCCUCCAAGGCGAUCCUGCAGCUGCACUGCUCGAGGUGCUAGACCCGGAGCAGAACCACAGCUUCACAGACCACUAUCUCAACGUGGCGUUUGAUCUCUCUCAAGUUCUUUUUAUCGCCACUGCCAACACCACGGCGACUAUUCCCCCCGCCCUCCUGGACAGGAUGGAAGUGCUGCAGGUGCCGGGCUACACCCAGGAAGAGAAGGUGGAGAUAACUCACCGGCACCUGAUCCCAAACCAACUGGAGCAGCACGGACUAACGGAUAAACAACUGCAUAUCCCGGCAGACACUACAAAGGAAAUCAUAAACAGGUACACGCGUGAGGCGGGCGUGCGCUCCCUGGAAAGGAAGAUGGGAGCGAUCUGUCGAGCCGUGGCCGUGAAGAUCGCUGAAAACCAGAGAGAUUCCAAGAGCGAGGAUUUGACCUCUGAGAGUCAAACACAGCAAGGAGAUAAGACGGCACCCCCGGAGAUGCCCAUCGUGAUCGACCAUGCGGCCCUCAAAGACAUCCUUGGAGCGCCGAUCUUCGACAUGGAGGUGUCGGAGCGUCUCACCCUACCCGGCGUGGCCCUCGGUCUUGCCUGGACCCCUUUUGGCGGGGAGAUCAUGUUCGUGGAGGCCAGUCGCACGGAGGGCGAAGGUCAGCUGACGCUCACGGGGCAGCUCGGAGACGUCAUGAAGGAAUCGGCGCAUCUGUCAAUCAGCUGGCUCCGAGCCAACGCCAAAACCUACCAGCUCACCAACAUGGCGGGGGGGCCGGACCCGCUAGAAGGCACAGACAUCCAUCUCCACUUCCCCGCCGGAGCCGUCACCAAGGACGGCCCCUCUGCCGGGGUUACCAUAGUAACCUGCCUGGCCUCUCUGUUUAGUGGGCGACUGGUGCGAUCCGAUGUGGCCAUGACCGGAGAGAUCACGCUUCGAGGGUUGGUGCUGCCGGUGGGCGGGAUCAAAGACAAGGUCCUGGCGGCGCACAGGGCGGGCGUGAAGCGAGUCAUCCUCCCCAAACGCAACGAAAAGGACCUGGACGAGCUGCCGGCGAACGUGCGGGCCGACCUCGACUUCGUCACCGCCGGCGACCUGGAUCAGGUGCUGAACGCCGCCUUCGACGGAGGCUUCCCGGGGACGGUCGGCACGCAAGCGCUGCCUCAGCUGAGUAGCAAGUUGUAAACGCAGCCGCUGGUGCUGCGCGCCACCUAGCGGCCGACGGCUGUAAUGACACACAUGUAAAUCUGACUAGGGAUAAAGAGCAUAUAAAAGAUGAGUCAAAUGGAAUCAAAUAAAAAAUGUUUUAGAGGUUUGUGACGAAAAUAAAGACGUUUGAACUUCUUAUAUUUCCUGAUG
Messenger RNA from Doryrhamphus excisus (bluestripe pipefish), 2802 nucleotides. RefSeq names its product lon peptidase 2, peroxisomal (gene lonp2). The record is from RefSeq and is a predicted model, not a curated record. Gene Ontology annotation, biological process: protein quality control for misfolded or incompletely synthesized proteins; protein catabolic process. Gene Ontology annotation, molecular function: ATP hydrolysis activity; ATP-dependent peptidase activity; ATP binding. NCBI's taxonomy places the organism in Eukaryota, Metazoa, Chordata, Actinopteri, Syngnathiformes, Syngnathidae.